Molecule: messenger RNA, 426 nt
Organism: Leptosia nina
Lineage: Eukaryota; Metazoa; Arthropoda; Insecta; Lepidoptera; Pieridae
Source: the annotation of a GenBank genome assembly
AUGUCGGGCGGUCAGGCUGGUACUGCACGCCGCCCGCUGCGCUCGGGAGGCGCCGGAGGCACCAUGCCCGCCAACGGGUUCACCUACAUCGGGAACCAUCAGCCGCUGACGCUGAAUAACGGUGCGCCCGCACACCACCUCAAUAACGGCUCGUUGCGUUCCUUGCCCGACAAGAAGAACAACCGCAACGGGUUAGUCUGCCAUCCGGAAAACUUCCAGCGUAAUCUGGACACCCGAUAUCCGCGAAAGCAGGAGAACGGCUAUCUGCGGAAUUCGGAGACGGUGCUGGGGUUUUCGAGGGCGGACCGGGACUAUGAGCGGGAAGCGACGGAUUACAGCGAGCCGGAAUACUCGAUAAUCCCCGAGAGCUUCUCACGAGAUGAGUUCCCGCGUUCUUGUACGCACUCUAAUACUUUUAACUGUUGA